UAUUGUUGAGUUUCAAUGGCUUUUCAAUUAUCAUUCUUCGCGACCAUUGUUUGCCAUAAUAGAUAUGUCUGUGAUUUGUUGUCCUCCUCUUCUUCAUCAUUUCUUCUCUCAUUAUCACUACUCAAGACAUUGACUUCAUUUUAUUCACUGUUAUAUGUGUUGAUCAUAUUGUCUUCAGUGAUGAUCAUUCCCGCCAAAUGUGAUAAUACUGUUAACGAUAAGGUCUUCACCAACGAGUUUGCUGUUUGUCUUCAACCGGACAAAUGCGACGACUCUACGGCCGAGUCGUUGGCCAAUCGACACGGCUUUCAUUCAGUCGGAAAGAUCGGAUCCAUGGAUUGUCAUUAUUUAUUGAAACACAAUCACAUCUCGAAGAGAUCAACCGAUUAUUCGCAUUCACACCAUUCACGACUCAGUCAAGACAAUGAUGUCUUAUGGGUAGAACAACAACAUGUGAAGUCUCGUGUCAAGAGAGAUAACCCCAAUACUAACUACAGGUUCUCAACUAAGUCUCCAAUGCCAGACCCUCUCUAUAAAGAUAUGUGGUAUUUGAAUAAAGGAGCACUUGGAGGAUACGAUAUGAAUGUGAAGGGCGCCUGGAAUAUGGGUUACACCGGUAGGGGUAUUGUUGUGACAAUUCUGGACGAUGGCAUUCAACCAAAUCAUCCCGAUUUAGUCAGUAAUUAUGACCCUCAAGCCAGCUAUGAUAUCAAUGAUAACGAUCCGGAUCCGACUCCCCAAGACAAUGGUGACAACAAACAUGGCACCCGAUGCGCUGGUGAAGUGGCAGCACAGGCAUAUAAUGAGUACUGUGGUGUUGGCAUUGCAUUUAAUGCUAGCAUUGGCGGCGUUCGUAUGUUAGAUGGCACAGUCACUGAUGAAGUGGAGGCCCGAGCUUUGAGUUUGAAUCCAAAUCAUAUUGAUAUAUAUUCAGCCUCCUGGGGUCCAGAAGAUGAUGGAAAAACAGUGGACGGACCCGGAAGACUAGCACAGAGAGCCUUUAUUGAUGGCAUACGAAAGGGACGUCACGGACGUGGAUCUGUAUUUAUAUGGGCCUCAGGAAAUGGAGGUCGACGUCUAGAUAGCUGUAAUUGUGAUGGAUAUACCAAUUCAAUAUAUACUCUAUCAAUAAGCAGUGCCACUCAAAAUGGUGAAAAGCCAUGGUAUCUGGAAGAAUGUUCAUCCACUUUAGCGACAACUUAUAGCAGUGGAACGCCUGGACGUGACGACAAUGUUUUAAGUGUAGAUCAGGACACGACUUAUUUCAAAAGUCUAGAGAGUGGCGGAACUGUGGAUACGUCGCGUUUGUGCACUCGUUCACAUACUGGCACUUCAGCUUCAGCACCAAUUGCUGCAGCAAUAGUGGCGCUGGCACUUGAAGCCAACCCAACACUUACGUGGAGAGAUUUACAGCAUUUAGUUAUGCUGUCGUCCCGUUACGAACCGUUACGCCACGAAAGCGGUUGGCUUACGAAUGGUGUCGGCCGAAGAGUUAGCCAUAAGUUUGGUUACGGACUGAUCGACGCAACACAAAUGGUUCGUUUUGCCGAAACCUGGACACCAAUACCUGCUCAACGAAUAUGCGAAUCUCAUACAGAAGAUCGAGAACAGGAAAUACCGGCGCAUCCGAAGCGUCAUCUAGAAGUAACACUGAAUACCGAUGCUUGUAAAGACUCUUCGAGUGAAAUAAAAUAUUUAGAGCACAUCCAGGCAAAGAUUACACUCAAAUACAAACCACGCGGUAGUCUCAAGAUAUCUCUGGUCUCUCCGUCGGGAACUAUCACUCAUCUACUCUUUGCUCGACCUCGAGAUACCGAUGAGUCUACAUUUACCAAUUGGCCGUUUCUUUCGGUACACUUUUGGGGUGAGCCGGCAUACGGCAAGUGGAAGUUGAUUAUUCAAAAUGAUAGCCGUAAUCCUGCUCGACUUCCCGGUAAAUUGAUAUCAUGGUCACUCACAUUUCACGGCACAUAUGAACGACCCGCUAGUUUUCACUUUACGCCCAACCAGACUAUCCAUUAUCUGCCUCGAAGUGCAGCAAUUGAUAAAAUGAGUGAGUGCUUCAAACAGAAUAUGUUUCAGGCCUUAGAUUCAACCGAUUGUCUUAAACAAUGUCCACCCGGACAAUGGCCUAAUCAUCAGUUAGCUAUCUGUGAAAAAUGUAGUUCCGAGUGCCAGACUUGUUUUGGACCGGCCGGUGAUAAUUGUCUUUCGUGUCCUCAAAACAAGACAUUCUUUGGAUAUCAUUGUGUUAAACAAUGUCCCGAUAAAUACUAUAACGAUGUAAAGCUCAAUGAAUGUCUUCCGUGUCUAUCGAACUGUGAAACAUGUGAUUUAUCACCAAAUCAUUGCACUUCUUGUAAAAAAUCAUUACUUCUUAACGAUGAUCACAGAUGUGUUCUCAAAUGUGAUUCUUCUAACGACUCUAAAUGUCUUAAGUGUCAUAAUACUUGUGCCUCAUGUUAUGGAACUGCUGACAAUCAAUGUCUUUCAUGUUCUACUGGUAAAAGACUAUUGAAUGGUGUCUGUACUGACCAGAAAUGUCCGCAAAUGUUUUACGAAGAAUCUAACAGCGAUGGACUUCAAUGUCAAAGAUGUCAUAACACUUGUAAUGACUGUACGGGUUCGGCACAUAACGACUGUAUCUCCUGUUUCGCAAACGAAACCCUAACAGAGUAUGGCUUAUGUCUUAGUUGUUUGAGCGGUCAGUUCCUAAAUAUCAAGACAUCAAAGUGCGAGUCGUGUCACGUGAGUUGUUCCGCUUGUACCGGUCCGACAGCAACAGAUUGUGUCGACUGUAGAACUCCCUAUGCUUUAGACAACUCACGAUGUGUUCCCUGUUGUCCGGUAACUGUCAACGAUAUCAAUGGAAUUGCCGAAGAUAUGGACAAUUGUUGUCACUGUUUGUCCGAUACGGGUAUUUGUUCGAUAGUUGCUAUCGACAGAACCAGAAGUGUGUCUCAAGAGUCUGACUCGUGGUUAGGGAAGCAAAUGAAUGGAAAUAAUUCCCACAGACUUUUCGAAAAUCCUAUUACUGUUGUUGUGGUUAUAUGUUUGUCCGCUUUGUUUGUAUUUGUUAUCGUAUUCUCUAUUCUUCAAUACACAACUCGUUCCCAAAGAAGAGACAUCAAAAUGAAUGAAUAUCAGAAAGUGUCGACAAGUUUUGAAAAGAUGUCUGAAGUAAUUGGCGACGACUAUGAAGAGGAAGAAAGCCUUUUCGAGAAGACCUAG
This is a messenger RNA of Oppia nitens, 3231 nucleotides long. Its product is annotated as endoprotease bli-like. The coding region runs from base 16 to 3231 and encodes 1071 amino acids. Gene Ontology annotation, biological process: protein processing. The record is from RefSeq and is a predicted model, not a curated record. The transcript is spliced from 14 exons. Lineage: Eukaryota; Metazoa; Arthropoda; Arachnida; Sarcoptiformes; Oppiidae. Gene Ontology annotation, molecular function: serine-type endopeptidase activity. Gene Ontology annotation, cellular component: Golgi membrane; trans-Golgi network.